AUGAAAAUUCACGAUGCAUAUGAUGUAUUUGAGACAGCGGGUGAUGGUGAGCCGUGCAAUAACUUGGUCGGUCUACUCAAUAACCUAUCUCACCUAGAUUUGGUGAGAUCUUUAGGUCAACGGUGGCGCAAUGCUUCUUUUUCUCCAUCAUUUACCAUGUAUCUCGUGGAGCAUUAUUGGGCGGACGGGACAAAUGCGGUGUCCAAGUGCAUAUUCCGUAUGUCCUCAAGAUAUACCUUCCAAAUAUGGAAUGCGAAACAAUCGAAAAUGGACAUAUCGUCGAGUAUGAAAUCAAGAGUGAUAUCCUAA
Molecule: messenger RNA, 309 nt
Organism: Sclerotinia sclerotiorum 1980 UF-70
Lineage: Eukaryota; Fungi; Ascomycota; Leotiomycetes; Helotiales; Sclerotiniaceae
Exons: 2
Coding region: 1-309 (102 amino acids)
Source: RefSeq, a predicted model, not a curated record